AUGAACCAACUAGAGUUUUGCAAAGCUUCUGCUAGAAGUACAGAUCCAAAGGACUCAACAUGGUCCCGGAGUUAUGCCAAGGGACACAAGACUGAACCCAGGAUAGAAUCAGUACGAAUAAGUACAACGGAGGUAAUAUAUACCAUCCUGAUCGCUGGUGAAUUGACUAUAGGAAUUUGGGAAAAUGGAUUUAUUGUACUGGUUAAUUGCACUGGCUGGCUCAAAAGGAGAGAUACCUCCAUGACUGACAUUAUCUUGGUGAGCUUAGCCAUCUCCAGAAUCUGUUUGUUUGUGAUAUCUUUAGAUGGCGUUAUUAUAUGUAUCUCCCGGGAUAAAUAUGCCGGUAGCAAGCUGAUGAGCAUUGUGGAUGUUUUCUGGACACUUAGCAAUCAUUCAAGUGUCUGGUUUACUUCUUGCCUCAGCAUCUUCUAUUUACUGAAGAUAGCCAAUAUAUCCCACCCGUUUUUCCUCUGGUUGAAACUAAAGAUUAACAAAGUCGUCCUGGGGAUUUUUCUGAUGUCCUUCCUUACCUGUAUAAUUAUUAGUGUUUCAUUGAAUGAGGACUUCUGGGAUCCCUUCAAAGGCAAUCAUAAGGAAAACAUAACUUGGGAAUUCAAAGUGAGUAAAAUCCCAAGUGCUUUCAAACUGGUUAUCCUGAACCUGGGGGCUAUCAUUCCCUUUGUUCUUUGCCUAACCUCAUUUCUCUUGUUACUUUUCUUCCUAUUUAAACACACCAAGCAGAUGAAACUUUAUGCCACAGGGUCCAGAGACCCCAGCACAGAGGCCCACAUGAGGGCCAUAAAGGCAGUGAUCAUCUUUCUGCUUCUCUUCAUUAUGUACUAUGCAGCCUUUCUUGUAGUAACCUCUAGCUUACUGAUUCCUCAGGGAAAAUUAGUGGUGAUGUUUGGUGGUAUGAUAGCUGUCAUUUUCCCAUCAAGCCAUUUGUUCAUCCUGAUAAUGGGGAACAGCAAACUGAGGGAGGCUUUUCUUAAAGUGCUAAGGAUUGUGAAGUGUUUCCACAAAAGAAGGAAACCUUUCGUUCCACAGAGAAUCCUGAAUACAAGGAGAAAGAAAUCAACAAAAGACCUUUGCUCUUCUCCCAAUUGA
Molecule: messenger RNA, 1107 nt
Organism: Zalophus californianus (California sea lion)
Lineage: Eukaryota; Metazoa; Chordata; Mammalia; Carnivora; Otariidae
Gene: TAS2R9
Product: taste 2 receptor member 9
Biological process (GO): sensory perception of taste; G protein-coupled receptor signaling pathway; detection of chemical stimulus involved in sensory perception of bitter taste
Cellular component (GO): membrane
Molecular function (GO): G protein-coupled receptor activity; bitter taste receptor activity
Source: RefSeq, a predicted model, not a curated record